UCUUCUUCCUAUCUAUCUUCAUCUUUCUAGAAAUCAAGGACUGCAGCAGCAGCAUAGUCUGGGAGAAGAGAGAAAUGGCCACAGCGUUGCCCAUGGCAUCGACUUCCAGUCUCAGUCUCAGUCUCGGUAGACGACCACCUUUAUUGGGUUCAUAUUCUGGAAAGAGGACCAUGCCUGCAAAUUAUCAAGGCAUUUUCUGUCUCAAUAAUUCACAACUUUGUACAACCACAAGAGGAUACAAGGAUGACGUUAAUCUAAUCAAACGGAGACAGAUGAUUGCCUUCCUUUUUGGUUUUUCAAGCUUUGUCUUAGACUCAUUUCAAGCCGAGGGAGCUGGCUUGCCCCCUGAAGAAAAGCCUCGACUAUGUGAUGAUUCUUGUGAAAAACAGCUAGAAAAUGUCCCUAUGGUAACUACAGAGUCUGGUUUGCAGUAUAAGGAUAUUAAAGUUGGUCAAGGCCCCAGUCCACCUGUGGGUUUUCAGGUGGCGGCGAAUUAUGUUGCCAUGGUUCCGUCUGGACAAAUAUUUGACAGUUCAUUGGAGAAGGGUCAACUUUAUAUAUUCCGUGUUGGCUCUGGUCAGGUGAUCAAAGGACUUGACGAAGGGAUCUUAACCAUGAAAAUAGGAGGGAAGCGGCGACUCUACAUCCCGGGAUCUUUGGCCUUUCCCAAGGGUCUCACUUCAGCUCCAGGAAGGCCAAGGGUGGCUCCAAGUAGUCCAGUGGUUUUCGAUGUGAGUUUGGAAUACGUACCAGGCCUUGAAAUUGAGGAAGAGUGAGACAAAUUGAUACAUUUGCGUUGUGUCUGUAUUUUUUAUUUAUUAUUAUUUCAUCUUUUUAGCAGAGUUCAAGGAAUGUAAGCAAUAGCGUUGUAUCAAUUUGUUUAUUAUUUUUGGGAGCUUCUAUUGGCACCCUUCAGAACAGUCACUCUCCACUCCAUUGCUUUUUAUUAUUGAUGUCCAAACUGCCCAUAUUUCCAUUUGA
Rosa chinensis is the source of this 981-nucleotide messenger RNA. RefSeq names its product peptidyl-prolyl cis-trans isomerase FKBP16-3, chloroplastic. The transcript has 7 exons. The record is from RefSeq and is a predicted model, not a curated record. Bases 75 to 776 code for a protein of 233 amino acids. Gene Ontology annotation, molecular function: peptidyl-prolyl cis-trans isomerase activity. Lineage: Eukaryota; Viridiplantae; Streptophyta; Magnoliopsida; Rosales; Rosaceae.